CUGCUGUGUCACCUGGACGACGCCUGCAUCAGCAACCCGUGUCAGAAAGGCUCCAACUGCGACACCAACCCGGUCAACGGAAAGGCCAUCUGCACCUGCCCCCCCGGGUACACCGGCACCGCCUGCAGCCUGGACAUAGACGAGUGCUCGCUGGGAGCCAACCCCUGCGAGCACGGCGGGCGCUGCCUGAACACCAAAGGCUCGUUCCAGUGCAAGUGUCUCCAGGGUUACGAGGGCCCGCGGUGUGAGAUGGACGUGAACGAGUGCAUGUCCAGCCCCUGCCACAACGACGCCACCUGCCUGGACCAGAUCGGAGGCUUCCACUGCAUCUGCAUGCCGGGAUACGAGGGUGUUUUCUGCCACAUCAACACGGACGAGUGCGCCAGCCAGCCCUGCCUCAACAACGGAAAAUGCGUCGACAAGAUCAACUCCUUCCACUGCGAGUGCCCCAAAGGAUACGAGGGUGUUUUCUGCCACAUCAACACGGACGAGUGCGCCAGCCAGCCCUGCCUCAACAACGGGAAGUGCGUCGACAAGAUCAACUCCUUCCACUGCGAGUGCCCCAAAGGCGUCCACUGCGAGAUCAACCUGGACGACUGCAGCCCGUCCAGCGACCCGCUGACCAACGAGCCGAAGUGCUUUAAGGGGGGGGGGUGCGUGGACCGGGUGGGGGGCUACGGCUGCGUGUGCCCGGCCGGGUACGUGGGCGAGCGCUGCGAGGGCGACGUGAACGAGUGCCUGUCCGACCCCUGCGACCCCCGGGGGGCCCACAACUGCGUCCAGCUCACCAACAGCUACCGCUGCGAGUGCAGGACCGGGUACACAGGUCAGCGCUGCGACCAGGUGUUCGACGGCUGCAAAGGCAGGCCCUGCAGGAACGGGGGCAGCUGCGCCGUGGCCAGCAACACGCCGCACGGCUUCAUCUGCAAGUGUCCACCGGGCUUCACCGGCUCCUCCUGCGAGUACGACUCCGGCUCCUGCGGCAGCCUGAGCUGCCGUAACGGGGGCACCUGCGUGUCGGGCCACCUGGGCCCGCGCUGCCUGUGCCCCCCCGCCUUCCAGGGCCCCGACUGCCCCAGCAACUUCAACGGCCUGCUGUGCCACAUCCUGGACUACUCCUUUAUCGGGGGGCUGGGCCGGGAUAUAGCUCCGCCCCCGGAGGUGGAGGUGAGCUGCGAGCUGGCGCAGUGCGACGAGCGGGCGGGGAACCACAUCUGCGACUCGCUGUGCAACAACCACGCCUGCGGCUGGGACGGGGGAGACUGCUCGCUCAACUUCGACGACCCGUGGCAGAACUGCUCGGCCGCGCUGCAGUGCUGGAGGUACUUCAACGACGGCAAGUGCGACGGCCAGUGCAACGGCCCCGGCUGCCUGUACGACGGCUUCGACUGCCAGGGCCAGGGCGGCCAGUGCAACCCCCUGUACGCCCAGUACUGUAAGGACCACUACGCGGACGGCCACUGCGACCAGGGCUGCAACAACGCGGAGUGCGAGUGGGACGGCCUGGACUGCGCCGAAAACGUCCCGGAGAAGCUGGCGGACGGCCACCUGGUGCUGGUGGUUCAAAUCCCGCCCGAUUUGCUGCGGAACCGGUCCUCCUCCUUCCUGCGCGAGCUGAGCGGCGUGCUGCACACCAACGUGGUCUUCCGCCGGGACGCCCGCGGGGAGCCCAUGGUCUUCCCCUACUACGGAAACGAGCAGGACCUGGUCCGGCACCGCGUGAUGAAGAGCAGAGCUGGACGCCAUCGCCGCCAUCGCCACGGCUACGGCCCCGUUCACACUUCCUGGGAGAACUGCGAGACCCUGCUGGCCCCCUGCAGCCCCCGCCCCUGUAAAAAUGGCGGAAUAUGUAAGGAGGCUGAAGACUACCAGAGCUUCUCUUGCAUCUGCCCCGAAGGAUGGCAAGGUCAAACCUGUGAGGUGGACAUUAACGAGUGUGUGAAAGCUCCCUGCCGUAACGGCGCCGUGUGCCUCAACACGAUGGGCGGCUACACGUGCAAAUGCCAGCCGGGCUACGCCGGCCAGAAGUGUGAGACCGACAUCGACGACUGCAAACCAAGCUUCUCGGGGACCCUGUGCCAGGUGGACAUAGAUGAGUGCGCCAGCACCCCCUGUGAGAACGGCGCCAAGUGCACCGACGGGCCCAACAAGUACACCUGCGAGUGUGCCGAAGGCUACACGGGGCAGCACUGUGAGGUGGACGUGAACGAGUGCUACUCGGACCCGUGCCACUACGGCUCCUGCCGGGACGGGCUAGCCUCCUUCUCCUGCCUGUGCCGGCCGGGCUACACCGGCCGCCUGUGCGAGACCAACAUCAACGAGUGCCUCAGCCAGCCCUGCCUAAACGGGGGCACCUGCCAGGACCGCGAGAACUCCUACGUCUGCUCCUGCCCCAAAGGGACCGCAGGCUACACGGGGCAGCACUGUGAGGUGGACGUGAACGAGUGCUACUCGGACCCGUGCCACUACGGCUCCUGCCGGGACGGGCUAGCCUCCUUCUCCUGCCUGUGCCGGCCGGGCUACACCGGCCGCCUGUGCGAGACCAACAUCAACGAGUGCCUCAGCCAGCCCUGCCUAAACGGGGGCACCUGCCAGGACCGGGAAAACUCCUACGUCUGCUCCUGCCCCAAAGGGACCGCAGGCUUUAACUGUGAGGUGGACCUGGACGACUGUAAGAGCAAACCCUGCGACUACGGCCGCUGCAUCGACAAAAUCAAUGGCUACGAGUGCGCCUGCGAGCCGGGCUACACAGGCGCGAUGUGCAACAUCAACAUCGACGACUGCGCCUCCAGGCCGUGCCAGAACGGGGGAACCUGUGUGGACGGGGUGGGCACAUUCAGCUGCGUCUGCCCCGAGGGAUACAACGACGCCACCUGCAGGUCGCAGGUGGACGAGUGCGGCAGCAACCCCUGCAUCCACGGCCGCUGCCAGGACCUCGUCAACAGCUACAAAUGCAGCUGCGACUCGGGCUGGAGCGGCCAGAACUGCGACGCCUACUUUCGUCAGGGGGUUGCCCUGCAGUACCUCGGUCGUCAUGCCGACGCCCUGGCGGCCUUCGCCUCGGGUCUGGCCCAGGACCCCAAGAGCCUGCAGCUGCUGGUGGGCAUGGUGGAGGCCGCCAUGAAGUCCCCCCUCAGAGACUCCCUGGAGCCCACCUACCGGCGGCUGCGGGGCCUGCAGCUGGACCGCAGCCCGUUCGUGGUGGUGUCGGUGGUGGGCCAGGAGCUGCUCACCCACGGGUUCCACGCCGCGGCGGGCGUGGUCCUGGAGGCGGGGCUUAGGAUCGGCACCUGCUCCCUGAAGCUGCGCGGAUCCGUGUUCUCCGCCCUGAGCGCCGCCCACUGGGCGCUGGGCAACGUGGAGAAGAGCAUGGCCUACAUGCAGCAGGACCUGGAGGUGACCAAGACCCUAGGCGACCUGCCCGGCGAGUGCCGCGCCCACGGGAACCUGGGCUCGGCCUUCUUCUCCAGGAGCAACUACCGGGAGGCGCUGGCCAGCCACAGGAAGCAGUUGGUGCUGGCCAUGAAGCUCAAGGACCGCCAGGCGGCCUCGGAGGCCCUGAGCAGCCUGGGCCACGUCUACUCCUCCAUCGGGGACUGGCCCAACGCGCUGGCCAGCCACCGGCAGUGCCUCCUGCUGGCCCGGCAGGCCGGCGCCCGGCUGGACCAGGCCCGCCAGCGGGGAAACAUGGGCGCCGUCUACACGGCCCUGGGAGACUUCCCCAACGCCGUGCAGAGCCACGAGCAGCACCUCGCCAUCGCCAAGGCCCUGGGGAACCGGCGGGAGGAGGCGCGGGCCUACAGCAACCUGGGCAGCGCCCACCACUCCCAGAGGGACUUCGACAGGGCCGUGUCCUUCCACUCCCGGGUGCUGGAACUGGCCCGGGAAAUGGACGACCGCGCCGUGGAGAUGAGGGCCUACGCCGGGCUGGGCCACGCCGCCCGCUGCAUGCAGGUGGGAGAUAGAUAG
Messenger RNA from Menidia menidia (Atlantic silverside), 3969 nucleotides. NCBI's taxonomy places the organism in Eukaryota, Metazoa, Chordata, Actinopteri, Atheriniformes, Atherinopsidae. The record is from the annotation of a GenBank genome assembly.